Messenger RNA from Verticillium alfalfae VaMs.102, 1011 nucleotides. RefSeq lists its product as hypothetical. Lineage: Eukaryota; Fungi; Ascomycota; Sordariomycetes; Glomerellales; Plectosphaerellaceae. The record is from RefSeq and is a predicted model, not a curated record. Bases 1 to 1011 code for a protein of 336 amino acids. The transcript has 2 exons.
AUGGAGCGAUACUUCUCUAUCGGCCUCCCCGAGUUCGAGCUCUGUCCCAUCGAAUCCAUUUACCUUGAAUUUCCCAGCCCAGAGGAACAGUUCGAGGUAACGAGUCGAGGCGAGAAUGGCACGUAUCGUCUCUUGAUCAGACUCGAAACCAUUCGACGAGACGUAAUGAAGUUGAACCGCAGCGUUGCUCCCUUGGACGAGCCGCUGCCUUCUUUAAUCAAGCUAAUCCGACAUCAUCAGCAGUCCCUCUCCGACAUUGGCACGGUUAUGCCAGAAGGGACGCAUUUGACUGAAACUCAAACGCUCGGCCUUCUAGGGAGCCCUUGGCUGCCACGGCGUGUCCUGAUGCACAUAUCCUGGCACCAGGCACACUGCGAUCUCAAUCGAAUCCUGCUUUCCGGAUACCCAGAGGCAGCACCUCCUAUUGUACUUGAAGCAGUAGAUCCGGCAGACCUUGCUGCUGGUGAGCGCCAAUGCCUCGACCAUGCCACCUCCAUUAUACAAAUUUUGACAAAUCUAAACCAACAAAGCACACAACGCCAAUGUCUCGAGUUUGACACUGCCAUCUGCGCCUACCAUGCCGCUCGCCUAGUGCUCUUCAUUUCCCGAUUUGGCAGAGACCCUGACCGGCCUGCGCCAGAGUUUGCAGCCAGUCGAGCCGAUCUUUGUCUCACGGCGUUGAAGCGGUUCUUCCCGAGCUCGGCACUUGUUGCACCCAUCAUUGAAGAAUUACAGCGGUGCAUUGGCGUCUUCUCUCAGCAAGAGGACGAUUUGGCGUCGUUCAAACUCGACCCCACCAAAGAGCCCACACGUCAUCGCGAUUUAGAAUCUCAACUCUCAGCUGCUGCCCGCGCUCGGCAGAGACUUGCCAUACAUAGUCUGCUCCGCCAGGCUGAGUUCUCUGAUGGCGAUGAUGACGAGGAACACGAUCGAGAGCCAGGAUUCAUCGAGCAAGCCUCAGCUCAGGGGCUUGAAAGGGGUGGCGAUUUUCCAAGUCCGUCAUACUCAUAA